Molecule: messenger RNA, 2109 nt
Organism: Corythoichthys intestinalis (scribbled pipefish)
Lineage: Eukaryota; Metazoa; Chordata; Actinopteri; Syngnathiformes; Syngnathidae
Gene: chrnb3a
Product: cholinergic receptor nicotinic beta 3 subunit a
Exons: 8
Coding region: 283-1686 (467 amino acids)
Biological process (GO): signal transduction; response to nicotine; nervous system process
Cellular component (GO): synapse; postsynaptic membrane; neuron projection
Molecular function (GO): acetylcholine receptor activity; acetylcholine-gated monoatomic cation-selective channel activity
Source: RefSeq, a predicted model, not a curated record
UUGCACUCUCAUCUCUCUUUUAGCGGGGCAGCCACUUUUUCCCUCUUUCCCAUCCACCUCCUCCCCCUCUGAAAUCAGACAGUCGCAAAGAGAUGCCGGGUUAUUUUAGAGUUGGCACAAGCGGCAUAGAGCGUCUGCAAAACAUUGGAGCGACGACGCGGUUCUCGCUGCGCUCGUUAUUGGAUUUAUACUGAACGUCCAAAGGCAUCGAUAAAACUACAACGCUGCGGUAAAAUGGUUUGAAAUCGGGGGAUUUACUGUAUCAAGCUGAUCAAACAGACGAUGAAGUUUGUGCUGUCCGUGUUGUGGUUGCUCCUGACCCUAAACGAGGUUGUUGUGCAAGCUCAGGAUGACUUUGUGUCGCUGGCCGAGUUGGAGGAUUCGUUAUUGAGGAACCUUUUCCGAGGUUACCAGAAGUGGGUUCGGCCUGUGAAACAUGCCAAUGACACCAUUACUGUGCGAUUUGGGUUGAAGAUCUCCCAACUGGUGGACGUGGAUGAGAAAAACCAACUGAUGACUACAAAUGUCUGGCUUUGGCAGGAAUGGGUUGAUGUCAAGCUAAAGUGGAAUCCGGAUGAAUAUGGCGGUAUUACAUCCCUCCGAGUACCUUCUGAGACAAUAUGGCUGCCAGAUAUUGUUCUUUAUGAAAAUGCGGACGGUCGCUUUGAGGGUUCCCUGAUGACUAAAGCCAUUGUUCGGUGGGAUGGGUCGAUCACGUGGACUCCACCUGCCAGCUACAAGUCCUCUUGCACCAUGGAUGUCACUUUCUUUCCCUUUGACCGCCAAAACUGCUCAAUGAAGUUUGGCUCAUGGACUUAUGAUGGAAACAUGGUUGAUUUGGUUCUAGUAGAUAAUUAUGUGGACCGCAAAGACUUUUUUGACAAUGGCGAGUGGGAAAUCCUCAGUGCAACGGGGACAAGGGGAAGCAGGAGGGAUGGGGUAUACUGGUACCCCUUUGUAACUUAUUCCUUCAUCCUCAAGAGGUUGCCCUUGUUCUACACCCUCUUCCUAAUCAUCCCAUGCCUCGGUUUGUCCUUUCUUACUGUGCUGGUCUUCUAUCUACCAUCAGAUGAAGGAGAGAAACUUUCCCUUUCCACAUCUGUGUUGGUGUCACUCACUGUCUUCCUCCUGGUCAUCGAGGAAAUUAUCCCUUCAUCCUCAAAGGUGAUCCCAUUAAUUGGAGAAUACUUGCUAUUUAUUAUGAUUUUUGUCACUUUCUCCAUUAUCGUAACUGUCUUCGUCAUUAAUGUCCAUCACCGCUCCUCUGCCACCUACCACCCCAUGGCCCCAUGGGUGAAGACCCUCUUCCUUGAGAGACUGCCCAAGCUGCUGUGCAUGCGUGGGCAUACCGACAGAUACCACUACUCCGAUGCAGAGAUAAAUAUCCCUGAGGUGAAGGCUCGUAUUGGAAGAAAGGGGACUCAUGGACAUCAGACGACUACUCUGGGAGGGAAAGAAGAGGAAAAUCAAGCCUGGGUUGCCAUGCUGGAGAAGGCCACCCAUUCUGUUCGCUACAUCAGUCGUCACAUCCGAAAGGAGCAUUUCAUCCGUGAGGUUGUACAAGACUGGAAGUUUGUGGCUCAGGUGCUGGAUAGAAUCUUCCUGUGGGCCUUCCUCACUGUAUCAAUAUUAGGAACAGUCCUCAUCUUCACACCAGCCCUGCAGAUGUACCUCAGCUCACCUUAAUUUCAAUAACAUAUACAGUAUGUACUUGCAGAUAUCAUUUGGUGCAUCUUUCAAUCAAAAAGCAUUCAUACACGUUUUAGAAGUAAGUUGAAACCACGACCUUGUAACUCCAAUUACUAUAUAUGGUAAAUACGUGCACAUAAGCGCUUCAUAAAUGUAAUGUAUUAAAUAUCAUAAAUCAAGAUGAUUUUUUUGUUCCCAAUAUCCUACAGCAUGCUUUAAAGGAGGAUUUCACGCAAUAGUCUGUACUUGCAGCAUAUUUGAAUAAGAAUGUCUAAUGUAAUAAAUGAAUAUGUGAAUUUUAUUAAUCGCUUCAAAAUGCUUGAUGGCUGUAAUUGUGCAAAAUGACCACUAAGCGGCAGCAAAUACAACUUCUUAUGGGAUUCCUUUUUCCUCAUCAAGUGCCUGAUCAACAAUAUAUCU